Messenger RNA from Miscanthus lutarioriparius, 537 nucleotides. The record is from the annotation of a GenBank genome assembly. Lineage: Eukaryota; Viridiplantae; Streptophyta; Magnoliopsida; Poales; Poaceae.
AUGGCUUCCGCCGCCUCGUCUCUCGUCUCCGCCACGGCACUCGUGAUGAUGGCGCUCAUCAUGCUCGAGGGCAGCAGCACGUGCCACGCCGCGCGGCAUCUUGCCGACACGACGACCGCCCCGGCCGCUGCUCCUGCCGCCGUCCCGGGCAUUCCUGCGGUGCCGAAGCCGCCGGUCGUGCCGACGGUGCCCGCGGCCACUCUUCCACCGAUGCCCGCCGUGCCGACGGUGCCCGCGGUGGGCGCCGUGCCACCGAUCCCCGCGUUGCCCAAGAUCCCCGCGGUGCCUGCGGUGGGCGCCGUGCCACCGAUCCCCGCGCUGCCCAAGAUCCCCGCGGUCACCGUGCCCGCGGUGCCUACAGUGCCGAACACCGCCGCGCUGCCCCCUAUCGCUAUGCCGGCUGUACCCGCCACCGUGCCAAAGGUGACGCUACCGCCGAUUCCCGCCGCCGUGCCUAAGCUGACACUGCCGCCGAUGCCCUCCACCAUCCCGGCCGGCGUGCCCAUGCCGUUCGUGGCGUCGCCUCCUUCGGCAUAA